Messenger RNA from Solanum tuberosum (potato), 492 nucleotides. Its product is annotated as cytochrome c oxidase subunit 2-like. Gene Ontology annotation, cellular component: membrane. The transcript is spliced from 3 exons. Lineage: Eukaryota; Viridiplantae; Streptophyta; Magnoliopsida; Solanales; Solanaceae. The record is from RefSeq and is a predicted model, not a curated record. Bases 1 to 492 code for a protein of 163 amino acids. Gene Ontology annotation, biological process: ATP synthesis coupled electron transport. Gene Ontology annotation, molecular function: copper ion binding; cytochrome-c oxidase activity.
AUGGGGGAUCCCCGUUGGCAACAACCACGAGGUCCUACGGUAGGUAACAGCAGGUACAAGCAAGUUGAUCGAAGGGGACCAGCGCUUCUACUCCUCCACCGAGGAGCCGUUCCUGCGAGAAGCAAGGGAUGUCGUGAACGGUGUGGAGAGCUUUUUGCGGGGAAACCUGCAAGUACAGUUUGGCGGGGAGGCGGGCGUCGACCCCUACCUUAUGAGUAUUCGGACUAUAACAGUUCCGAUGAACAGUCACUCACUUUUAACAGUUAUACGAUUCCAGAAGAUGAUCUAGAAUUGGGUCAAUCACGUUUAUUAGAAGUCGACAAUAGAGCGGUUCUACCAGCAAAGAGCCAUAUACGUUUUAUUGUAACAUCUGCUGAUGUACCUCAUAGUUGGGCUGUACCUUCCUUAGGUGUCAAAUGUGAUGCUGUACCGGGUCGUUUAAAUCAGACCUCUAUUUCGGUACAACGAGAAGGAGUUUACUAUUGGAUUUGA